Messenger RNA from Schistocerca cancellata (South American locust), 1392 nucleotides. RefSeq lists its product as uncharacterized. The transcript has 4 exons. The record is from RefSeq and is a predicted model, not a curated record. NCBI's taxonomy places the organism in Eukaryota, Metazoa, Arthropoda, Insecta, Orthoptera, Acrididae. Bases 1 to 1392 code for a protein of 463 amino acids.
AUGAAGACAACUGUUAUGGAACGCACAAGAGUGACUUUGGAAACUGAGUCAAUUAUUGACAAUAUUAUCACUAAUAUAGAUAGCAAAGCAUAUACAACAAAGCCAACAAAAUAUCAACAUCUUCAAAGUGAUGUUGAGAAAAGAACAGUGGACAGACACAUUUCAAGCCCAGGGAACAGAUUGAAAACACAAUGCUUUCAAAGACACCAUAACACAUUACUUCAAUUUAGCAUUUCCAAAAACCAAGAGGAAAAGAAAAAUCUCAAAAAUAAGCAGUGGAUCGCGAAGGAAAUAUUAGAACAGAGACCUACCUUAAGAGAAAUGAAACAGAGAGAAAAUAUUGAAACCUACAGGCAGCAGCAGAAGAAAUAUGGGCAGUUGAUAAGACAAGAAAAAGUAAAAUCAAUUAAUGAGACUAUUUCAAAAUCAACAAAUAAAAUGAGAGCAGCUUGGAAUAUAAUUAACUCUGAGAGAGGCAAGGAAAAAUACUCACAGAAAACAAGAAGGUACAACAAAAUCAUCACAGAUAAAACAAAAAUUGCCAACAUCCUGAAUAAUAACUACACAGAUGCAAUAGAAAAACUAAAGCAUGGAUAUAAUAGCCAAGGAACUUACCAAACUAUUGUGACAGAUAAGCCAAGCCACUCAAUGUUCCUGAAACCAGUGUCUGAAAAGGAACUGACAAAUGUUAUGAAAAAGCUAAAAGCAAAAACGUUUGCUGGACAUGAUGAAGUGUCAAACUACCUAAUCAAGCAGGUGGUAGCAGAAAUAAUUACGCCACUACUGGAUUUUUCCAACUGCUCUUUCCAAGACGGAGUAUUUCCAGAUAAACUCAAAUUGCUUAAAGUAGUACCUGUAUACAAUAAGGGAAAGCACGACGACCCUAACAACUACAGGCCAGUAUCUUUAGUAUCAGGCUUCUCCAAAAUAUUAGAAAUUCUUAUGCUAAACGGACUAACCGCUUAUUUGGAAAAACAUAAUGUAAUAACUCCAGCACAGGACAGAUAUCAGAAAGGGAAAUCAAUGGGAACAGCAAUUGAAUCAUUAAACGAAUCAAUCGUACAGGCCUUGGAGUCUGGAGUUAUUCUUGACCUAUCCAAGGCGGUUGACACAGUUGAUCAUACAGUCCUAGUGAAGAAACUAGAGAAUACUGGUAUUUGUGGACAUACAGCAAACUGGAUAACAUCGUAUCUAAAUUGUAAGCCUAAUGACCUGUCCUGUGUUACAAGUACAUAUCUGUACAAAAGUACCACAAUAAACAAAUUUACACCGAAGGUAACACAUGACAACAGGCGUCUGGCUUUAUUUACAUCAUUGCCUAGCAACUCGGAGUUUAUCAGGUCUCAUUUUGUAGUUGCGCUGACACAUAUUCAGCUACUAUGUGAACAUUAA